Messenger RNA from Rhodamnia argentea, 2162 nucleotides. RefSeq lists its product as uncharacterized. The transcript has 2 exons. The record is from RefSeq and is a predicted model, not a curated record. Bases 163 to 1581 code for a protein of 472 amino acids. NCBI's taxonomy places the organism in Eukaryota, Viridiplantae, Streptophyta, Magnoliopsida, Myrtales, Myrtaceae.
GUUCUGGGAGCCAAUUUCACAAGGAAGUUUGAGCCUUGGAGAACACCAGCUUCCGACUGUUUCUCCGGCGAAGCCAACAUCGGGAUCUCCUUCUCCUUCCAGGGUUCAGCCCAAAAUCCCUCCACGAAAUCGUCGACGGCAGCAUCGAAAUUCGAGGAGACAAUGCAAUCACUUCUCCAGACAUACAAGAACCUCGUCCUCUACGCUUCCCUCUCCCUCUCCCUCACCCUUCUCCUCUCUUUCUUCCGCAUCCCCGUCCUCUUCCUCCGCGGCCUCUUCACUUACAUCCAACCCGAGAACCUCGGCCAGAGCGCCUCCCAGUCCGGUCCCAGAGCCGCCAUUCGAAGACCCAGCUCCGAUCCGACUAGCUCUGGCCUCAAUGGGUAUCAGACUUUGUCCUCCGCCACCAGUGCCGAGCUCAAGAAGAGGGGCAGAUCCAAGGACAAGCUCGAGUUCGACGAGAGCAAUGCCCAGAUCUUCAGGCUCAAGCUCGACGAGGGCCAUCUCGAAUCGAGAAUAUAUUUCGGUGAGUAUAGCAGCGUCUUCGCUUUAUCUCUCGUGGGCGUUUCGUCUGCUGUGCUUAAUUCGUACUUGGGCGGUGGUCCCGAGGAUGAUGGGGUUUUGGCGGACGGGUCUCUGAUUCCGGUUCUGUUCGGAUUCGUUGCGGUUUCUAAGUGGUUCUUGGCGCUUGCUAAGGUUUCUUUCGAGAGGUCGGCCUCGAGGAGGUCGGAGAAGCAACUGAGCUUGUGCUUUGGGGGUUUGGGGUUUAUCACGGGGCUCUUGAUUUGUUCGUCGCUUGCUCGGUCAAGUCUGGAUUUUGAUUUCGGUGCAGUAGAUGGUUCCUGCGCCAUUUUAAUCGCGGGCUCAAUGGGUUGGCUCGCCGGUUGUCUUUAUGUGCCUGCGGGGAAAAGUGCCCGGGCGUUUUGGCUUGGUACCGAUCAGAUUCGAUCCAACCUGUCCAUAAUUUCUUGCGGAUGGUUUGCGAGGAUGGUACUCUUUGCGACCUAUCUGUUGAGUAUUUUCACGGCAUUGCUCUGGAUCAAUCCAUUGUCUAAAAUGCUUGUUAACGAAAGACUCGGUCAUGGUAAGGUGGGGAGCUUAUCUGGUGAUGGCGGAGAUGCUGACAGAUUACUAGGAAAUGUGGGAAUGUCGAGAUCGGAUUUUACCAAGUUUAGGCUUUGGUGCUUGCUGAUAUCGAGUGUCUUGCAAAUCGUGGCUUUCCGUUCAGUCUUUCAAAUGUAUCUGAACGAAGCAGUACUAUCAUGGUACCAGAGGUUGCACGCUAGCAGAGUUCCGGAUUUAGAUUUUAGUAGGGCGAAGGUUUUUCUCCACAAUCACUACCUAUGCCUGACUAUCUUGCAGUUCCUCGCCCCCCCAAGCUUGGUACUUCUCUUUCUUGGCUUAUCUCAGAUUGAAGGUAACCCCUUUGGAAAGUUAAAUUUGCAAUGUGGCCAGCUACUUUGCUCGGCUUUUCUCAAGCAGGUGUCUCUGCUCAUGGCUUGGUGGGUGAUCUUUGUUUGGACCGUGUUUGCUUCUGUGACCUUGGUGCUGUACCGCCGUGGUUUUUUGUAUGUUUCCUGAGGCUCAUUCCACAGUAGGAAGGGCUAUGUGCACCAGCCCAGGUUUUGGGCCUUCAUCUUUUGGCCUUCGGGUGACAAUUUUGACUAAUUUUGAGUGGAGUGGAGUCUCGCACUUGCAAGACCCUUCUAAAUGUUAAUUUGAUAGUUGCAAUACAUGGGACCACACGGGCUCAUUUCAUUGCUGGAUAGACUAUAUUAUGAAUUGCGUCGGCCACUGACUGAUAACUGCUGGAGCUCUUGCAAGUUCUCUAUUAGUUUGGUACAGCUGGAGCUGGAUCUGAAAGGCUUCUGUGAUUGAACUGAAUGUGGAUUUGUCAAAGAAGAGCAUCAUAAACUGCACUGUCAAUGCAAUGCUAGAGAAGUUUGGUUUGAUGGACUGGAAGUUGAUCCUUGAUGAACUUAUCUGCUCCUGCAGGCUGGAACGUCCUCGACAGAACCAUGCACUAAUAUUUUCAACAUUGAUUACCUUCUGUUCGUUGUUUUUCUUUUUUCACCUCUAGCAAACGAAUUCCUUUAUAUGGCUAGGGAACAGCUGAAGGACCCAAAUUUUUCAUCGAAGAUAUUCCCUAUGCCAUCGGCACC